Molecule: messenger RNA, 1872 nt
Organism: Oncorhynchus nerka (sockeye salmon)
Lineage: Eukaryota; Metazoa; Chordata; Actinopteri; Salmoniformes; Salmonidae
Product: CD209 antigen-like protein C
Exons: 6
Coding region: 526-1713 (395 amino acids)
Cellular component (GO): plasma membrane
Molecular function (GO): transmembrane signaling receptor activity
Source: RefSeq, a predicted model, not a curated record
ACAUUAGACUGAGUCACACAGAGGCUCCAGCUGUGCAGCGAACAGACACAAACCUACAACUGAGAUAACACAGACUUUACAACAGUAGAAGAUACAACAGUAGAAGUUAAAACAGUAGAAGAUACAACAGUAGAAGAUACAACAGUAGAAGAUACAACAGUAGAAGUUACAACAGUAGAAGAUACAACAGUAGAAGUUACAACAGUAGAAGUUACAACAGUAGAAGUUACAACAGUAGAAGAUACAACAGUAGAAGUUACAACAGUAGAAGUUACAACAGUAGAAGUUACAACAGUAGAAGUUACAACAGUAGAAGUUACAACAGUAGAAGAUACAACAGUAGAAGAUACAACAGUAGAAGAUACAACAGUAGAAGUUACAACAGUAGAAGUUACAACAGUAGAAGUUACAACAGUAGAAGUUACAACAGUAGAAGAUACAACAGUAGAAGAUACAACAGUAGAAGAUACAACAGUAGAAGUUACAAGAGUAGAAGUUACUUCAUUUGAGCACAGCUGUGUAAAGAUGUCAGAGGCAACCUAUAAAAACAGAGAUGGAUUGAAAGGGGAAAAAACAAAUGAGACCAUGAAUAUUGAUGAUCAUAUACCGAUCAACAAAAGACCCAUCAUGCCCUGCAAGAAGGAUGGAGCUGGUGAUCAACAUUCAGUGUCUUGUCAGUGGUGGAAGAGAUACUCUGGAGCUGCUGCAGUGUGUCUGGGGCUUCUGUGUGUUCUCCUACUGGCUGGGAUCAUAGGCCUGUUUCUCUACCAGAGAAACCAAUUGACCUGUUCCAACACCCUGACCAAAGAGAGGGACCAGUUACAGACCAGUGGAAACAAUCUGACUGAAGAGAGAGACCAGCUACAGACUAGCAACAACACGCUGACCAAAGGGAGAGACCAGCUACAGACCAGCGACAACACCCUGACCAAAGAGAGAGACCAGCUACAGACCAGAUACAACACCCUGACCAAAGAGAGAGACCAGCUACAGACCAGUUACAACACCCUGACCAAAGAGAGAGACCAGCUACAGAAAGAGACAGAACUUCUGAAACAAUCUUUAGUUGAGAAAGUGUGUCCUCGAGGAUGGAAGAAGCUUGGUAGCAGUUGUUACUACGUCUCUACUGAGACAAAAUCCUGGGAGGAGAGCAGACAGGACUGCAGAAAUAGAGGAGCAGACCUGGUCAUCAUCAACAGCCAAGAGAAACAGACAUUAGUCAAUUGGUUAUGCGGGGUAAAGAACUAUGUCUGGAUUGGUCUGACUGACUCUGUUACUGAGGGGACCUGGAAAUGGGUGGACGACACACCACUAACCACAAAGUAUUGGAACAGUGGACAGCCUGAUUCUAUGUGUUGUUUCUCCUACAGGUAUUGGAACAGUGGACAGCCUGAUUCUCCUACAGGUAUUGGAACAGUGGACAGCCUGAUUCUAUGUGUUGUUUCUUCUACAGGUAUUGGAACAGUGGACAGCCUGAUUAUAUGUGUUGUUUCUUCUACAGGUAUUGGAACAGUGGACAACCUGAUUCUAUGUGUUGUUUCUUCUACAGGUAUUGGAACAGUGGACAGCCUGAUUCUGUGUUGUUUCUUCUACAGGUAUUGGAACAGUGGACAGUCUGAUUCUAUGUGUUGUUUCAUCUACAGGUAUUGGAACAGUGGACAGCCUGAUUCUGUGUUGUUUCUUCUACAGGUAUUGGAACAGUGGACAACCUGAUUCUAUGUGUUGUUUCUUCUACAGGUAUUGGUACAGUGGACAACCUGAUUAUAUGUGUUGUUUCUUCUACAGGUAUUGGAACAGUGGACAGCCUGAUUCUAUGUCUUGUUUCUUAUACAGGUAUUGGAACAAUGCCAUUCUGAUUCUGUGUUGUUUCUU